CAACCAUCCCAAGAAUGCAGUGCUGUAUUUCAAUAAAUAAAUCAGGGAUGGCUUCUCAGACACGUUUGACUCCUGAGAAGUGACUGUGUGGAACAAAGUGUUUGAGCUGGAAUGUAGUGCUAUUCCCAGCGCCCAGAUGAACCGCAACGCAGAUGAGCAACUCCGGGGUCCACCGGGGUCCACGCGCGGGCCGGUGCCCCCGGCUGGGGCUGUGGCCAGCCCUGUCUCUCACUCUUCAAGGCUCCUUCUGGGGCUUUUGUGGUCUUUGCUCAGAUGCCAGCGUCUCAGAAAGCCUCCCUACACCACGUUCCACGCAGCAGCAACCCCACCCCUCACUUCCCAUUGUUCCUCCGCCGAUUUUUUUCUCGGAGCAUGGAACACGCGCCAACCAUGCGAUUCCUUGCUGGGAGACCGCAAACUUCCACCGACGCAGCUGUAGCAAGGCUGGCAUCUCGUUCCCGGGCUGGUGCAUUGUUUUCGGUGUGGGGUGCACCGGGUCACCGCCGGGUAGGCAGAGGUACAGCCUGAGCAACCAGCAGGGGCCAGUGUCAGUGCUGUUUGAUCGCGCCCCUUGCCCCCAACCCGCCUCGCUUACAGAAUCUUGGCACUGGAGUUGGCAUACAAACAUUUAUUGGCGCUCAACAAACAUUUAUUGGCCAAGGGUUGUGGGGAGCUCUGAUCAACUAGCUUAAGGCCACCUCACCUGGCCCAGGAAAGGGAAGGGGGACAAUUCACCUGACUGGGGGGGGGGGUUACUGGAAGGCCGGGGGUGGGGUGGGUGGGAAAGGGCAGCUUUUGUCUCACUGAGCAGUUGAAGGCCAAAUUUGUAUUUUUGGGGAAGAGACUUUAAUGGUAGGACGUUUCCCGGUUUCCCUGCACACAGCGCACUGCUUUGCACAGUCUACAUGAAACGUUCCAAGAAGCGUGUUGAAUUGCAACGUGCCCCGCACCUCGGCCACAUCUGCCUCAGUUUCUCCGGGGGCACCGGCGGGCAGGUGUCCAGGGCCCCUCCGAUAAGUGCCGUGAACCGGCGGUACAAAGCACGCGCGCCCACCGCAAAGGGCUUUUUCGGAACCGCAGGCUGCAGAGCUUUCUGGCCCCUUCAGUCCAAGGCGGUCGGGCCGUCACCAUCCCUUCAACCCCCUGUUUUUCGGGCCCCGGGACAAUCUCUCCAGCGGGUGUGGCUGCCUCUAACGGGAAAGGCGGGGUUGUGGGGGGGGGGGGGGCGAAGGAAGCCCUGGCCCUCUGGACCGCCGAAGCGCGCGGACGGCCGCAAGGGGUCCCCCCGCCCCCCUGCACCCGCCCCAGCUCCCAGGCCCGCGGCCCGGCGGGGCGCGCGGGAGCGGGGGGCGCGCGGUGCUUCCUCGCGGGGCUGCGCGCGCGCGCCUGCCUCUUCUCCCUCGCCCGCUCGGGUGGCUACGUGCUUCCUUUGUCAAUGAGGCGCCGCUCGCAGCUGCAGUAACACUCGCGGCCCGAGAGCCGGAGCGAGGAGCCCGCCGGAGAGCGCGCGGGAGAGGCAGCAGCCGGCUGCGGCCGGAGGGUCCUGAGCGCACCCCGCGCCCGCCCGCCCGCCCGCCCGCCUGCCUGCCCGGCCCCGGCUCCGCCGCGCCGCCGCCUCGCCCCCUGGGGUCUGCAGCAGCCGGCCCGCGGGGAGGGGGACCCCGGGCGGCGCCCGUCCCACCCUGCGUGGCCAGCGGCGCCGUGGGAACCCCGGCCCGCUCCCGCCGCGGCUCCAUGCGCCGCCGGCCCCGGCGCCGGUGAAGCCGCGGCCGCCGGUCCAGCCGCCCGGCACCCCCCGCAUCCCGCUACCCCCGGCCCCCGGGCCCCGGCGGGAGAUGCCCGGGGAGGAGGCGGGCGCCGAAGGCUGGGUUCCUCGGCGCGGUGCGCAGCGAGGCAGCGGCCUGGAUGUGUGAAGCGUCCCCAUGGCUCGGCAGGAGGCGAAGCCCCCGGGCCCGAGGGCCGCCGGGCGGGCAGCGGCGGGGCGCAGGCGCCGGAGCGGACAGCGCCGGCUCGGGCCGGCCGGCGGGAAAGCCGCGUGCAGCCCGGGUGUGAGAUGCCCGGGGCCGGCGCGGGCUCCCCGCACCGCCGCGUCUCGGAAUGCGCCGCCGCCGCCGCUGCUGCUGGGACUCCUGCUGCUGGCGGCUCUCCCCGAACCCUGCCGGACCGCCCCGGGGACUAGCCACCUGCAGACCGCGGGCACCCCCACGCCAGAGCCCUUUGCUCCGGGGAAACUGCUGCCGAUGUCACCAACAUGGCCUUUCUCCGAAGUCCCGUCUCCGGGACCCCGACUGAGGACGGUGCUGGACCCCGCGGACAACAGGAGCGCCCCGCAGCAGGCCCCGCGCCGGGCCCGGGCUCAGGGCGCCGCUGCCGCCGCCGCCGCCGCCGCCUCCUCGCUCCAGAGAAGUGGACAGAGCAGCGCCGCCCCCGGGCCGCCGCUGGAUCCCGCGACCGUGCUCCCACCCAGACCUCUCGGGGGAACGGCCGCCGCCCCGUCAGCUGGCCACGGGCAAACCCCCGUGUCUGGGGCCGGUCCGGGGCCACCGCGGAACUCGGCAGGAGCAGCUGGACCUUCCGCUCGGACUCUCCUGCAGCAGCCGCAGAAUCUGGUCUCCCCCCUGCCUGCUCCCACAAUGCCAACUCCGCAGGAAGAGGAUGGCAGCACAACCCCUCCGACUGCAGCCACUGACGUCCCCCUCUCCAGCCAAUUUCCCAAGCCUGUCUACACAACUCGGACACUUCCCCCUCCGGAGGAGGAGAGUGAGACCGUCACUCGAGGAGGAAACCAAAGAGCCAGCCUGACCACCCACGCUCUCCAGACCCUUCCGAGGAGAACGACGACGAACCUUCCCACAGCGAAGGGACUCGUCUCUGAUGUUAGCACAGACCCCGUUUCAUCUGCUGCCGUCUUAGCCCUCAGAGGGAGCCUCCUUCCUUCAGAAUUACCUUCACCUUCCCUUUCCUCCAGACACGCCACCCAGACUCUGUCCCCCUCUCCUGCUCCUUCCAACACCCGGCUGGAGACUCCCGCAGCUGCGAGAGACCGUUCUGCGCUGCCAGGUUCAGCUUCCAAGCAGGUGACGGCAGCUCCCUCCUCCGCCGAGGGCUAUGAUUUCUCAACAAUGGGAGUCAGGAAAAAGCCAGCAAUCACAGAUGUUUUCUGGAGUUCUUUUUCAGCAGGACCUGGAUCCCUUUCCCCAGAACCAAUGAAAUCUGGCUCUCCUCGGCAAACAAAUGAUGAUUUCAAUGGGCCCACAAUUAACUCCCCAAGUUCAGAGACUCAUUCAGCUUCAGUUACUCCUCCCCCUGGUUUCACUUCAGCUGCCAAUACAAUAAACUUUGAGGAUUUCAAUGACGCUGUUGGGCAUUUUGCAACAGCAGAAGGCUUUAGCAUGCACGACUCAAUCCCUGGUACAAGCACCAACCAGCCUGCUCAACAGUCAGAUGUUCCUUUGGUUGGGAACCAGGCAGACCUUCUGUCCACAAGCAAUAACAAUGCUUCCAGAAACUUCCACGCUUCUGAGUUUGAAGAGUCCCCAUCCACAAGUUCCGUGUCUCAUUCCCCUGCAUCCACACAUCCUCUCUCGCUAACUUCUCCAGGUAGACCUUCCACAGCUAGCUGGCAGGACAUGCUUUCAGAUGGCAUGGAUACAACUUCCCAAUUUGUCAGAAACACUUUUCCAUCUCCUGUGAUAAAUGACGCCACCGUGUUCCAAGGCAUCACGAAAUAUCACUCUACUACCGAAUCUCCUCUCUCAAACAAUGCCUUAUUCCACACCCCGUCCAAAGUGCUGCUGGCUUCUCAGCGCCCCAAGAAAGGGACAGGUGCCGCCAUUAAUGCAGCGGACUCGUCGGUGCCAUCCAAGGCGGAGCCGACAGCAGCCAGCACUCCAUUGUUCCUGAGGAAAGCAAGUCCACCAGCUCUGUCUGCAGCCCUUGUUGCCAAGGGCACCGGUAGCAGCCCUUCGGCCAUGGCCUCAGGAUCGGUCAAGAGCAGUUUGACCGCUUCGCUGGUUAAAAAUGUCACAAGCAGCGCAGCCUCCAGCCCCAAGGUGACCCCUGGGACUGCCCAUCAGGCCUUCUCAUUCACACCGACCUACAUGUUUGCCAGAACGUCACACACCAUGAGUGCUCAUACAGCCAUGCCAGGGAACACGGGUGCUGCCUUGGGCCAGGUGUUCACAACACUCCCCCCCAGGAAACCACAAGCCAUGCACACAGGCCUUCCAAACCCCACGCCCCCAGGCAUCCCCCGGGGGGCCACCACUCGUCCGCUGACAAUCACAGCAGCCUUGACCUCCAUCACCGCCCCAGGAAGGGCCACUCGGUUGCCCCCUGUGCUGGCCGAAAACACAGAUAUGGCUCUUCCUGCUGUGUCCACUGCAGUGGUCACGGCGGGAAAAAUCACCUCCACUCUGGAAUGUCAGAUGUCCAGUAAGCUCCUGGUGAAGACAGUUCUCUUUGUGACCCAAAGGAGAAUGCAGGUCAGUGAAUCCUUGAGGCUCAAUGUAGCCAAAGGGCUCACACAGGCACUGCGGAAGGCUUUUCACCAGAACGACGUCUCAGCGCACGUGGAUAUUCUGGAACAUUCUCAUAAUGUCACGGUUGGUUAUUAUGCUACCAAAGGAAGACUGGUGUACUUACCUGCCGUGGUGAUGGAAAUGUUGAGUAUUUAUGGAAUCAGCAAUGUCACUGCAGAUUUGAAGCAGCAUACUCCUAAUUUGCAGUCUGUGGCAGUCCUUGCUUCCCCAUGGAAUGCCCAGCCUGCUGGCUACUUCCAGUUAAAGACAGUGCUCCAGUUUGUAAGCCAAUCUGAUAACAUACAGUCCUGCAAAUUUGCUCAGACAAUGGAACACAGGCUGCAGAAGGCCUUCCAGGAUGCUGAAAGGAAAGUCCUGAACACCAAGAGCAACUUGACCAUUCAGAUCGUCAGCACAUCCAACGCCUCCCAGACAGUCACGCUGGUGUAUGUGGUGGGCAAUCGGAGCUCCUUCCUCAACGGCACGGUCGCCAGCAGCCUCCUCCGCCAGCUCUCAGCCGAGCUGGUGGGGUUCUACCUCACCUACCCGCCGCUCACCAUUGCAGAACCACUGGAAUAUCCCAACCUUGACAUAUCAGAAACAACCAGAGACUAUUGGGUCAUUACAGUGCUACAGGGUGUGGACAAUUCGCUGGUGGGCCUGCACAACCAGAGCUUCGCCCGGGUCAUGGAGCAGCGUCUGGCCCAGCUCUUCAUGAUGUCCCAGCAACAAGGCCGGAGGUUUAAACGGGCCACCACCUUGGGGAGCUACACUGUGCAGAUGGUGAAGAUGCAGCGGGUACCGGGACCCAAGGACCCAGCAGAGCUCACUUACUACACCCUGUACAACGGGAAGCCACUAUUGGGCACUGCAGCUGCCAAGAUCCUCAGCACCAUUGACUCCCAAAGAAUGGCGCUCACCCUCCAUCACGUUGUCCUUCUGCAAGCUGACCCGGUGGUGAAGAACCCACCCAACAACCUGUGGAUCAUCGCUGCGGUGCUGGCGCCCAUCGCUGUGGUCACGGUCAUCAUCAUCAUCAUCACUGCCGUGCUCUGCCGGAAGAACAAGAAUGACUUCAAACCGGACACCAUGAUGAACCUGCCACAGAGAGCAAAGCCUGUGCAAGGUUUUGAUUACGCCAAGCAGCACCUGGGCCAGCAAGGGGCCGAUGAAGAGGUGGUCCCUGUGACACAGGAAACGGUGGUGCUCCCUCUCCCUGCAAGAGAUGCUCCCACCUCCCAGGAAAGGGACGUCGCCCAGGAUGGCAGCACCAUCAAGACGGCUAAGUCAACCGAAACCAGAAAGAGCAGGUCGCCCAGUGAGAAUGGCUCUGUCCUCAGCAACGAAUCAGGGAAGCCCAGCUCCGGGAGGCGCUCGCCCCAGAAUGUAAUGGCACAGCAGAAAGUGACAAAGGAGGAGGUCCGGAAGAGAAAUGUGCCAGCCAGUGAUGAUGAAGAAGGAGUGGUUCGUUUUGACAAUGGCAAGGCCACCGCUGAGCCCUUCGACGCAACUUCUGGAUCAGUGCAGCUCAUCGCUGUAAAACCCACAGCCCUCCCGGUGGUGCACCCCACCUCAGACAGAAGCCAGGAACCUACAGUCCUCAAUGGUGAGGUGAACAAAGCCCUGAAGCAGAAGUCGGACAUCGAGCACUAUCGGAACAAGCUGCGUCUGAAAGCCAAGAGGAAGGGCUAUUACGACUUCCCCCCAGUGGAGGCCAACAAAGCACAGACGGAGCGAAAAAAGAUGUACGAGAAAGCCCCCAAAGACGUGGAGCACGUUAUGGAUCCAGACGCAGAGCUGUGUGCCCCAUUCACGGAGGCUAAAAACAGGCAACAGAUGAAGAACUCUGUCUACCGAAGCCGGCAGUCUCUGAACAGCCCAAGUCCAGGAGAAACAGAGAUGGACCUUCUGGUUACUCGGGAGCGACCCCGGCGUGGAAUUCGUAAUAGCGGAUAUGACACCGAGCCGGAAAUCAUCGAGGAAACCAACAUCGACCGUGUGAACGAGUCCCGGGGCUACGGCAGGUCUCGGCAGGUGAAGGGCCACUCGGAGACGUCCACGCUGAGCUCGCAGCCGUCCAUCGACGAGGUCAGGCAGCAGAUGCACCUGCUGCUGGAGGAGGCCUUCAGCCUGGCGUCCUCGGGCCACGCAGGCCAGAGCCGGCACCCGGAGGUCUACGGCUCCACCCAGCACCUGCCCUACUCCGAGGUGGUGACCAGCGCACCAGGGACCAUGACGAGACCCAGGGCUGGGGUGCAGUGGGUGCCGACCUACCGCCCAGAAAUGUACCAGUACAGUCUGCCCCGGCCAGGUGUUUGUCUAAUCCAGGAGCAGAGUAGUGCCUACCGGUUUUCCCAGCUUCCAGAAAUGGUCAUGGGUUCUCCACCUCCACCAGUACCUCCCCGGACUGGCCCUGUGGCUGUCACUUCUCUGAGGCGAUCCACCUCGGACGUGGGGAGCAAGACCAGGAUGACCGACUCGGCGGGGCCCGAGGCAGCCCCCCUGCACGACAGCGGCUCCUUCGCCCAGGUGUCCCGAGGCCAAGUGUCCGUGGCACAGCUGGAUCAGUCGGCCUUAAAUUACUCAGGUAAUACAGUGCCGGCUGUGUUUGCCAUCCCAGCUGCCAACCGCCCCGGCUUUACUGGCUACUUCAUCCCGACGCCUCCCUCCUCCUACAGGAACCAGGCCUGGAUGUCCUAUGCAGGGGAGAAUGAGCUCCCGAGCCAGUGGGCUGAUUCGGUCCCCCUCCCCGGGUACAUCGAGGCUUACCCGCGCUCUCGUUAUCAGCAGAGCUCACCCUCCAGGCUCCAUCGUCAGUACAGCCAGCCGAGCAGCAUGCACCCCAGCUUGGAGCAGGGCCCAGUGCCCUCCACGGCAGCGUCCCAACAGAGCCUGACAGAGAACGACCCACCCGAUACCCCCCUGACCAACAUCUCCACAGCAGCCCUUGUAAAGGCCAUCCGGGAAGAGGUGGCCAAGCUGGCUAAGAAACAGACAGACAUGUUUGAGUUCCAGGUCUAGGGCCAUAGGCCUAUAUAAGGACUUAACACUGCAGGUUUUGAACAAGGGCCCGUGGCUUUCUCCAACUGGACUUGUCGGGACUUGAGACAGAGACUUUGUGUGAGUCCCUCUCAUCCCUAGUUUCUGAAAAAUGGUGAACUUUGAGGCUUCAGGGAAACAGAGGACUCUCUCAAAUGACUGGAUUCUCGGUUUAUUCAACUGACUGUGCUUCAAGAAUUCCCUGCGUGGAACCAUAUGUCUGAUAUUCGCUUGUGUUAAAUGUUGGAAUUGUGGGUGUAUUUCCCUAGGGGGCCUUAGUCACAAGAGACCUAAAUUAUCUGCAGAUUCCUGUGUGAUGCCACUUUUGAACAAAUCACCAGAAGGCGGGAGAACUAGCUCUAUCUUCGGUGACCUCUGCAUGUUAACUGUUUCUGUUUAAAGGCAAUACAGGUGUGUAAUUAAGCACCAGACUCUACUCGCUCUCACUCAGCCGUGACUGUCAUCCUUCAAACCACCUCGGGUCUAUAAGGGAGGCACACACGCCAGCCAAGAAACUUGAGCCCUUUGCUUUGAAAGGUUCAUGUUCAAAGUCAAAUGAAUUGGAUGAAAAUCAGUUUGCUCCAUGACUGCCCCUAUAGAAAGUGCUGACUUUUUAAAUCCCCCGAUAAUUAAACAAAGGCCAAGAAAAGAGAGAAGCUGAGAGAGAAUGUUGGCUUUGUGUUGACAACUUUCCGAAAGAGUGCUGUCAUUUUGGAAAGAGAGCACCCUGCAAGUUGGGAUCUAACUGAAAAAGCAUCAGUGCUGAGAGUUUUUAGGAUCCUAUGAAAGAACAGUUACUGGUGGAGGUUUUUCUUUGCCCUGCAGUGAAGAUAUCCUGAGAAUGAAGCUUCUCUCUUCGGAGGGGUAGAGUGGGUGUGGGUUAAUAGAUACAUCAGCCUUUACAAGGGAAGCACUAUCUCUUCCACAAUGAUGUCCAGCAUGCUGCUACAAAAGGAAAUGGUCACAGAGGCCUGUUCAGAAUUGGAACGGUGGAUCCAGUCUCCCCAGGCUGCAGCCUCUGUUUAUAGGCGCUUCCGAAUAUAGAAAAUCUGUUGGCUUACAUUUCAGUGUAGAUGGCAUUUUAAGAAGUGUACGGAGUUAGCUCGUCCCCUCUCUGCCCUGUAGUUAGGGGCACAGGGGGACUCCCACUGAAAUGGCAGGGCUGCUGAACCCAUGACCAGAAUGUGGCCAGCCUCCUCCCUUUUGCAGCUGCAGAGCUUUGGGUGCACAUGGCCUCACUACCAGCCCUUGACAGGGGCGCUAAGGGAGGAAAAGCUCUGGUUUCCUCACCAAUCUGUACAGUGUUGGGGGCUUCCUUGGUGUCUGUUGGAGAACGAGGUUCUGUUCUGGCUUCACCCAUGAUCCAUCUAGCUUCAGCUGUAUCCAUUCCCUUCUGAGCCCAUCUUUCCAUUCUCCUCAUGAGUUUCUUUGGUCUUUACUGAGAGAAGAACGUAGACAUUUGAAAGUCGAGAGAAGAAUAGGAAUGGAACUUAGUAGAAUGGGAGAUUCAAACUGUCAAAGCACAGACUUUUCCAAGAAGCUGUUUUUAUUUCCCAGUGACAAAUUGCCCUUUCUGGAAUGUUCCGGAGAUGAUGUGUCAUGGAAUUCCCAUACAAGUCUCUUGUUCAGAUGAUACUAGGUAGUGUCCUUUUGGUAUGCUAGUUGAUCUUUCAUAGUGUUAGUUUUUUGUUACUUAAAAAAAAAAUCAGCUAUAAAUAAAAUGUAUUUUUGUAAUUUCCAUGUGUAUAUAUGGUAUAUUUCUACCAAUGGCCAGUUGUUGUAGUCCAAAAUCUAAAUCAGCUUGCAAAACACUGUGGACAGUGCAAGAUUUUAUUGACAGAUUAACACAAUACCUAAGUCUAUCCAAAUAGGUAUUCAAUGCACUUGAAUGAACAAAGAGCCAAAGAAACUCAGCCUUUUCAUGCAAAUGGUAUGAGUCUGAUAAAGUCAGCUACAUUGUCCCGCCUUAUCAAUAAUAUUAAUAUUUCAUCAGUGCAACGAUAUCAACCCAGUACUUUGUCUACUUGGUAAAUGCCUGGAAAUGCUGUAUCUAAAAAACAAAGUUUCAAGACCUUAGUGUAAUUAAAAUGUAUGCACAUGCUUCAAACACAGUGUCUGAGCUUUUGGAUGGUUCAAUGACUUACAGAGAAUGAGCCCGUAGUUUGCUCCAGCUUAAAAAGAGGGUGGAGAAACAAAUCACUGUGGUCUUUACAGGGGUUCAAGAAAUACUGAGUUAGACAACUGAGACGACAAAAAGUAUGGCUUGUUAAGUCACUUUCUUAAACUAGACACCACAGGUUUAAGAAAAAAUAUAUAUGAGGGGGGAAAAAAAAAACAAUGGAUUUUCCUACCAAUGAGAGAGCUGCCAGUGUUGGAUUUUCUGUGACCAAAAUGUGGUCAGUUCUCCAAAGAGUCUCCUGACCCCAUGGAGGUGGCAGAAAACCUGGAGAACUGACUCUGAGAAAGGGCAGAUGGUCAGAGUGCCUCGUGGAAGUGCCAAUCAGUUUCCAUGAGAGCCCACAUGCUCCGUGUUCCUCAGGAUGUGGCAGACAGUUGAAGAAGCUACAAAGGACUUUGGUGACAUUGGAAAAGAAAGUGCAAGUCCAGAGAAGGAGAGUCACCUGCCUGAGGGCUCCAGCCCCAGCCUGCUGAUUCAUGAUCCAACUUGCUUUCCAUUUCACCAUGCUGCCUGCACGCUUGUCUACGACACAUUUCCUGAACCAUGCUAAGAGUUUAUAAAAGUAAACAAGGGCCAUAUGAGGGGACUCUUAUGUGCUUGUGAAGAAACAUGACUAUUGAAUAGGGGAAGAACUUCAGUUUAAAAUGUAUAGAGGACAAUGCCUUUGUAGCAUAAUAAAAACAUUUUUUUCUGAACUAAU
Molecule: messenger RNA, 10438 nt
Organism: Sorex araneus (European shrew)
Lineage: Eukaryota; Metazoa; Chordata; Mammalia; Eulipotyphla; Soricidae
Product: KIAA1549 like
Exons: 23
Coding region: 1923-7541 (1872 amino acids)
Source: RefSeq, a predicted model, not a curated record